CACCGAAAUGGUUCUUUCCAGCAAUGGUCGAAGCAGCAUGGUGAAGGAGAACCCAGCGUGGAUUAACAACAACAACUAGACAUUCUGGAUUUAAACGGAUAUCAGUUUUCUGCCGCCUGUUGUUUGAGGUUUCAGUGUCAUUAAACCCGAUUAGUUGGAGGUCAGCGGGACAGAUUCUAUCACAACAUGCCUCACCGAAAGAAGAAGUCGUUCAUCGACAAGAAGAAGGCCGUGACCUUUCACCUCGUCCACAGGAGUCAGAGGGACCCUCUGGCUGCAGAUGAGAAAGCCCCCCAGCACGUCCUGCUGCACGCCAACAAGGUUGAACCGGACAAGAGGCGCGAGGAGCAGAGGGAGUUUGGCGUUUUCUUUGAUGACGACUACAACUACCUGCAGCACCUGAAGGAGGCGGCACCCACGGCCGAGCUGGUGGCGGACGAACCGGCGCACGGCAACAGGCCAACGCUACGUCUCCGUGGCGACGACGACGACGAUGACGAGGAGGAGGACCGGGACGUUCUUGACGUUCAAGCCGCUUCCAUCAACCUGCCGUCCUCCGUGUUCGCCUCGGAGUUUGAAGAGAAGGUGGGACUCCUGAACAAAGCCGCUCCCAUCUCAGGACCUCGUCUGGACAUGGACCCCGACAUCGUGGCCGCUCUGGACGAGGACUUUGACUUCGACGACCCCGACAACCUGCUCGACGACGACUUCAUCGCCCGAGCGAACACGGCGAGCGCAGCCGGCGAAGGUGACUGCGGCGACGAGGACGAGGACGACGAGUGGGAGGACACGGACGAGGAAGGGGACUUCGGCUCCGAGGGGGGGCUCUCGGGCGACGAGGACCUGGGGCGCCGCGCUCGAGAGUUCCUGUUCAUGGACGAGGAGACGAAGAGCCGCUUCACGGAGUACUCGAUGACGUCGUCCGUGAUGAGGAGGAACGAGCAGCUCACCCUGCUGGACGACCGCUUCGAGAAGUUCUACGAGCAGUUCGACGACGACGAGAUCGGCGCCCUGGACAACGCCGAGCUGGAGGGCUCCAUCCAGCCGGACAGCGCGCGCCUGGAGGAGGUCAUCAAGGACUACUUCGUCCAGAAGCACAAAGACCACUUGAAGCUCGAUGAAAUGGGUCCGAAAGAACUCCCCGUCCUGAAGGAGGAGGACGAUGAAGACGACGAGGACAAAGAGGAAGAGAUGGAGAGAAUAGUCGUCUGGGCUCAGGACGAGAAGUGGGAUUGUGAAACCAUCAUCAGUACAUAUUCCAACAUAUACAACAGACCCAAAAUCAUUCAAGACCCACCAAAGCCGAUCCGCGUGUCCCAGAAGACGGGGAUCCCCCUGGACGUCCUCCCGGCCAAAGGCCUCACGGCCAAGCAGGCGGAGCGCAUGGCGCUGAUCAACGACCAGGACCUGCAGCGCGUCUCCACGCUGCCCCGCGACAAGGAGGAGAGCACGGAGGAGAGGAAGGCCAGGAAGCAGGCCAUCAAAGAGGAGCGCAAGGAGCGGCGAGUGGAGAAGAAAGCCAACAAGAUGGCCUUCAAGGAGGAGCGAGUGCGGCAGGAGAAGCAGAUGGUGAACCUGAGGACCAACGCGCCGGGCCUGAAGCUGUAGUGGCGGCCGGCGGACACUCGGCUCUUAUAUUCAGCGGAGCUGACAAACCGGGAGGCUCGAGUCUCCUCGAGUCAUCGGGGGCUCUGAGUACGAGAAGUGGAUCUCUGCGCCCGACGCCAUGUGACCUCCAACAACCGAUGUGUCAGAGACUCCCCCGAAAUUACACCACAUCUGCUCAAACAAUCUUUUUUUAUGUAGAUUUCAAACCUGUGUUGAAAUCAGCAGGAGGUAAGCUAGUUAGCGUUAGCCGCAGGUCUGUCCUGCUAAAUAAUGGAUCUCCAAGCAGCUUUUAACACCUUAUUUAAAUCAAACAGACACACGCCGGUGAACUAAAGGCUGAUGACCAACGGUUGGUCUGGAACUCUGCGUGCGAUAGUUUGUAUAAUUAGUGAAAUACGCUUGCAGGGAGUCAGAGGAUUGAUUCCACUCGUGUGUGUGUGUGUAUAUACACACACUUUAGCAGGUAUUAUUGCUCCUCAAUAGUUAAACAAUGAACUGAACUUUAUCAACCUGUUCUGUGAGCUGGUAUCAGUCAUCAGAAAGACUUUUCUAUUCUCAUUUUGUUUUGUGCCAAAGCUCUGCCUUCAAGUCAGGUGAGUUCUCUCUUAAGUUUGGAGUUUAUAAAAGAAUAUCAGAAUAUCAA
This is a messenger RNA of Gasterosteus aculeatus aculeatus (three-spined stickleback), 2251 nucleotides long. It is a transcript of the gene ltv1, whose product is annotated as LTV1 ribosome biogenesis factor. The record is from RefSeq and is a predicted model, not a curated record. Gene Ontology annotation, cellular component: preribosome, small subunit precursor; cytosol; nucleus. NCBI's taxonomy places the organism in Eukaryota, Metazoa, Chordata, Actinopteri, Perciformes, Gasterosteidae. Gene Ontology annotation, biological process: ribosomal small subunit export from nucleus; ribosomal small subunit biogenesis.